Theileria annulata is the source of this 705-nucleotide messenger RNA. RefSeq lists its product as uncharacterized. Lineage: Eukaryota; Apicomplexa; Aconoidasida; Piroplasmida; Theileriidae. Bases 1 to 705 code for a protein of 234 amino acids. The record is from RefSeq and is a predicted model, not a curated record. The transcript has 5 exons.
AUGACACUAAGUGAAGUUAAAAAUAGUAAAAUUUGGACAGUUGACCCUGUUUUUCAGAAUGGCGAGUUUGAAGAUUCCAAAGUCGAAUCCGAAAUGGAAUCUGUUGUGGAAUCCGACCAAAUUCAAGGAUCCACUUCAAAUGUGAUUCGUGAGUAUACUGAUCGUAUAAUAAAGAGUAUUAAAGAAUCGCUUUCAUUUUGUGUAAACACAGAAAAUAUUGCUAAUAUUUCAUUACUGGACCUUUGCGUUCAAAACGAGCAAAUAAAUCGCAUUAAAGUUGACCUGAACAAGUUCCACGAGAAUGUUUCACUGAGUGAGAGACUUGUGGAAAAGUACGUUAGCACCAUUGGGUGGAUUUGCUCCUCAGUUAAGUGGAGUAACGGUGUUAAGCUUGACAUCGAGGAGAGCGAUGAGAAACUAAAUGAGCUUGCUAAGUCAUUUAGUGAUUCACAUCCUUUUGACGAAUCUAACUUAGAUUCAGACUUUCGUGAUAUUCCUCCAACCAAUGAGCCUGUGAAUGACUUUUUCUCCACCGCCACUCGUGGCCUUAGUUCACUAGUUAACAAUAUGAAGAAGAACAAGGCCAAAACUGACCUGUUGUCCAGUGUAAUAAUGCAUCAGAACAACGAACUUGAGAAGAUCAACUCCUCUGCUCAGAACCUCAGGGAUAGAGUUUCUAGCAUGAACUCACUUUUGAAAAGUUAA